Entamoeba dispar SAW760 is the source of this 1527-nucleotide messenger RNA. RefSeq names its product oligodendrocyte-myelin glycoprotein precursor, putative. Lineage: Eukaryota; Evosea; Mastigamoebida; Endamoebidae. The transcript has a single exon. The coding region runs from base 1 to 1527 and encodes 508 amino acids. Gene Ontology annotation, molecular function: protein binding. The record is from RefSeq and is a predicted model, not a curated record.
AUGGGAGCUAAAGGAUCAAAAGGAGCUAAAUUUGAUAAAAAGUUAUUGAAUCAAUCAUCCAUUGAAAUUUCUGGUAAAAAUUUAUCAGAAUUUCCUAAACAAAUUUCUAAAUGUGUUUGUACUAAUUUUAAUGCCUCUCAAAAUGAUUUUACAUCAAUUCCAGAAGAUGUUUGUAUAAUGCCAAACUUAGAAGUACUAACAUUAUCUAAUAAUCGUAUUACUUCUAUUCCUGAUUCUAUUCAAAAAGCUUCUAAUUUAAGAGAAUUAUAUCUUGGACAAAAUAAUUUAUUUUAUGAUGGUAUUUCAUCUGAAAUUAAGAUGUGCUCUAAUCUACAAAGACUUGAUAUUUCAAUGAAUAAAUUAGAAUCUAUCCCACCAGAAAUUGGUUCAUUACUCUCUCUUCAAUAUCUUAAUAUCUCUGAAAAUAAUUUAAAAUCACUCCCUCCAGAAAUUGGUAUGUUAGAUAAACUUCAAACUCUUCUUGUUAAUAAGAAUUCUAUUAGAAAAUUACCAACUGAAAUUGGAAAUCUUCGUUCAUUAUAUGAACUUGAUCUUUCUAAUAAUCAAAUGGAUCUUUUACCAGAAGAAUUAUCUAAUAUGAUUGCUCUUAAAAUUCUCAGAAUUGGAUUUAAUAAAUUAUCUGGAAAUAUUGAUGUUUUAACUAACUUUAAGUUCUUAGUAGAAUUAGAUUGUCAAAAUAAUCAAGGUAUUCUUGAACUUCCACCAUUAGAUUCUCUUCAAAACCUUACCCGUCUUGUUGUUAAGAAUCUUCCAAUUACAAGUAUUCCUGGUCUUUCUUCAUUGAAAAUGUUAUGUGAAUUAAAUGUACGUGAUAAUAUAAAAAUGAAAGGAAUGCCUGAAGAAAUUUUCAAUAUUGCUUCAUUACAAAGACUUGAUUUCGUUGGAUGUAAUAUCACUGUAUUACCUCCAAAUAUUACUUCUUUGACUAAUUUAAAUAUUCUUGAAUUAGCUCAUAAUUCUCUUAAUGAGUCAUCAUUCCCAGAAGGUAUUUCAACAUUAACUAAUAUUACUAAAUUAUCUAUUAGUAAUAACCAAAUUCAUAGUUAUCCACAAUGUCUUUGUGAUUUAACAUCUAUUGUUGAUCUUGAUGUUUCUAAUAAUUUAAUGGUUGAACUCCCAGAAACAUUUUCUAAUCUUACUAACGUUCAAAAUCUUACAAUUGCUGGUAAUAGACUUAAUAGAUUACCAGAAUCUCUUGGUAGAUUAAUUUCUGUUACUUAUCUUGAUGCUAGAAAUAAUCAAUUGAAAUCACUCCCUCCUUCAAUUGGUGAUUUAAGACAAUUAAAUAGACUUGAAUUAACUCAAAAUAUGAUUCCUGUUUUACCUGUUGAAAUGGGUCAACUUGAUGGUAUUUUACAAACUAUUGAAUUAACUAAUAAUCCUCUUGUUGUUCCACCAAAAGAGGUUGUUGUUAAAGGAGCUCAUGAAAUUUGCCAAUACCUUAAAGAUAAUGAAGCUGUCCUUAGAUCAAGUGUUGUUUCGGGUCUUGGUGUUGAUAAUAAAUAA